Messenger RNA from Hylaeus anthracinus, 780 nucleotides. RefSeq lists its product as uncharacterized. The transcript is spliced from 5 exons. Lineage: Eukaryota; Metazoa; Arthropoda; Insecta; Hymenoptera; Colletidae. The coding region runs from base 207 to 728 and encodes 173 amino acids. The record is from RefSeq and is a predicted model, not a curated record.
AAGAUUGUAAUCAUACGUGUAAGAGCAUUGAACGUUUCACUUUAAACCAAUAUGUUUAUCUGUUUGCGAGGAUUGAUCUUCACGCACGAAUUAUUGACUUCGCGUCCGUUGUGCUCGAGUGAUAGUACCGUGGUAUUAUCAAUGUUCUUUUACAUCACCUCGUCAAUUUUUGUAUGUAACAAAUCCGUGUUGUGCAAUUAUUUAUCAUGAUCACAGUGAGUGCAAUAAUUACUUCAGAACUGAAUACUUCAUUGCUUCAGAAUUCAAACGAUUAUCAACACAAUGAGACUGAAAUUUAUGUUAUAGAUCCAUCUAGAACUGAGAAAUAUAUGACAAGAGAUUACUCGAUGUCGAUUGCACAAACGAUUAUAUUUUUCUUAUUUGUGUGCGGUAUUUUUUUUGCAAUUGUAAUGUACUGCAAAGUAUGCAGCAGUAUUUGCAGGGCAUCUGAGUUAAGUUAUAACGAGCAUAGCGUAUGCCAAAGUACACGCACCUGUGCGAAUGUAGACUAUGAUUCGAUGCGAUGCUUCACGAUUGUAGAAUCAAGUGAAUUAAGGGAUACACCACCAUCGUACAACGAAGCUUGCAGUGUUCCUCCUCUUUAUGGACUGUCUUCUAACAGAAUAGUUGUCCCUGAAGCUCCACCAGUAUAUUCAGAAACUCCAAAACCAGAGGACAGAGUAUGUCAACCAACUAAUCCAGGCUUUUCAGUUGCGCAUCAUGUUUGAUAUGUUGUAAUUACUGAGUGAUAUUGUAUAAAUAAAUUUAAUUUUAAUAUUA